Messenger RNA from Arachis duranensis, 639 nucleotides. RefSeq lists its product as uncharacterized. Gene Ontology annotation, biological process: DNA repair; telomere maintenance. Bases 1 to 639 code for a protein of 212 amino acids. Gene Ontology annotation, molecular function: DNA helicase activity. The transcript is spliced from 2 exons. The record is from RefSeq and is a predicted model, not a curated record. Lineage: Eukaryota; Viridiplantae; Streptophyta; Magnoliopsida; Fabales; Fabaceae.
AUGACGUCGAUUUUAGUGUCUUACAAAAAUCUACCUUUUGGAGGAAAAAUCAUUGUUCUUGGAGGUGAUUUUCGACAGAUUUUGCCUGUUAUUCCUAAAGCUUCUGGGGCUAAGAUUGUUAUGGCAUCAAUCAAUUCUUCAAUUCUUUGGAAGCACUUUGAAGUGUUGACAUUGACAAAAAAUAUGCGGUUAGAAAGUGUUACAAAUCAAUCAAAUCUGGAAGAAUUGAAAAGAGCCAUAUUAGCUCCAACAGUAGAGAUUGUUGAAAAAAUGAAUGAUCACAUUGUUCAAUUGCUACCUGGGACAGAAAAAGAGUAUCUAAGUGCUGAUUCUAUAUGUGGUAGUGAUGCUUAUUGUAACGUUGAUGUUGAUUGGAUAAAUACUGAGUUUUUGAAUCAAAUAAAAUGUUCAGGGUUACCGAAUCACUCAUUGAAAUUGAAGAAAAGUGUGCCUAUUAUUUUGUUGAGAAAUAUUGAUCCAGCUAGUGGCUUAUGCAAUGGUACUCGCCUUAUUGUUAGAGAUAUAGGAACAAAUAUGAUUGGAGCUGAGAUUGUCUCAGGGAGUCACAUUGGAGAUAAAGUUUUCAUUACUCGGAUGAAUUUAAUUUCGAGUGACGCUGGGAUACCUUUCAAAUUUUAA